This is a messenger RNA of Camellia sinensis, 2252 nucleotides long. It is a transcript of the gene MHK, whose product is annotated as Protein kinase superfamily protein. Gene Ontology annotation, molecular function: protein kinase activity; ATP binding. The record is from RefSeq and is a predicted model, not a curated record. Gene Ontology annotation, biological process: protein phosphorylation. Lineage: Eukaryota; Viridiplantae; Streptophyta; Magnoliopsida; Ericales; Theaceae.
UUCGCUUCUUCCGCGGAUUUCGCUGUUCUACGCCAUCACCAGUAAUCCAAUUCUCUCUCCUUUUCUCUCUCUAAAGCUCUCUCUUUCUCUCUCUCUCGUUUUCAACGACACCGCUCAUACAUUGUUGAUCCGAAUAUUCAUAUCUCUCUCUCUCCGUCUCUUCUUUCUUUAUUUCUCUCUGCUUCUUUUUUAUCAUCUGAAAAGCAUCUUUCUUGGAUUGAUGAGGGGCGUCAUUUGACGUGAAUGGAAACACUAUGCACUGAUGUUUACAGAUUUUCUUGGACUAAGUUGAACUACUCAUUUCCUGAAGUUACACUAGAGGUUUUGCAGAUAACAGGAGUCACUUUUAGAUGAUACCAGCUUAUUGCAGCUUGUAGAGGCUGCAUUCAAGCAUGUUGAUUACUUUUUGGUUUCUGCUUAAACUCUUCAGCAAUGAGAAGUGGGCUUUUAGUGACAUCUUGUAUUUUAUGCCACAUUUUAACACUGAUAUGCGUCUACGAGGAAACGAAAAACACUGUGUUGCCAGUGUAGAAACCUCUGCUUGGAGGUUAGAAGUCCAUUAAACAGACUUUGACUUAUCUCUCGCGACAAUUCUAAUAAUGGAAAGAUAUAAAAUUUUGGAGGAGCUUGGAGAUGGUACUUGUGGUAGUGUAUAUAAAGCUAUCAAUAUGGAAACGUGUGAGAUUGUUGCAGUAAAGAAAAUGAAGAGAAAAUUUUAUUCUUGGGAAGAAUGUGUGAAUCUACGAGAAGUUAAGUCCCUCCGUAAAUUGAAUCAUCCAAACAUCAUAAAGUUGAAGGAGAUUGUCAGGGAAAACAAUGAGCUUUUCUUCAUAUUUGACUACAUGGAAUAUAAUCUGUACCAAAUAAUGAGAGGAAAACAGAAGCCCUUUUCAGAGGAAGAGAUUAGAGCCUUUAUGUCUCAGGUGCUGCAAGGACUUGCAUACAUGCACAAAAAUGGAUAUUUUCAUCGGGACUUAAAGCCUGAGAAUUUGCUGGUGACAAAUGACAUCAUUAAAAUUGCUGACUUUGGACUGGCUAGAGAAUUGUCGUCAGUGCCGCCUUUUACUGAUUAUGUUUCCACUCGGUGGUACCGCGCACCGGAAGUCUUGUUACAAUCCUCAACAUACACUCCUGCCAUUGACAUGUGGGCAGUUGGUGCAAUUCUAGCUGAGCUUUUCACUUUGUGCCCCGUUUUUCCUGGUGAAAGUGAAAUAGAUCAAUUGUACAAGAUAUGUUGUAUUCUUGGUACGCCAAAUUGGACUACCUUUCCUGAAGCGAGGAAUAUAUCGCUACUUAUCAAUAUUAGUUAUUCCGAGAUUAUGCCUGCCAAUGUCUCAGAUAUCAUUCCCAAUGCAAGCUUGGAAGCUAUAGAUCUGAUCAAGCAACUUUGUUCAUGGGACCCACUAAGGAGGCCGACUGCAGAUCAAUCCUUGCAACAUCCAUUUUUCCAUGUUGGUACGAGGAUUCCUCAUCCAAUAUGGGAUCCUCUUCAGCUGAAACUAAGUAGCGUGGGACCUACACCAAAUCUUGAGUUGAAGCUAUGGGACUUUGGCACUCAACCAGAUGAUUGUUUUCUUGGUUUGACUCUGGCAGUGAAGCCUAGUGUGUCCAACUUGGAUAUUUCCCAUAAGAUAUCUGAAGGUAGAGAAGAGGAUAUAUUGUUUUGCUCUGGUUUUCGGGAUCAUCCACAACAGUCAGGUUUUUGGUCAUUGCUUUCUCCUGAUCAUAAUGGAAUUACCCCACCAGUAGAAUCGCCCUUGUCAUUGUCAUUCAGCCCAAUUCCACAUUCAUCAAUUGGAGCUCCACAAUCAACUGGAUUCACCAUUGCGUCAUUGCAGCCUAAUAUAUUGGACCGUCCAUUGUUGGCCAUGUCUUCCCCCUUCCAGCAGGGUCAUUGCCUUUAAUUGUAUUAAUUGCUGGCGUGAUCAAAUAAGGAGGGAUUGUGGAUAUUUACCUGUAAUUAUUAGUUCCGAUCAAAAUACCUAGUAGGACUAUGUGAUGAUUUCUUUUUUCAGGAAAUUUCUGUGGAUAAGAAUGGAUUGCUUUGUCGUCUGAGAGCUUUCCAUUUUUAAUCUAGAUUGAGAAUCUGACUUUUUUUGUUUUUUGUUUUUUGUUUUUUGGUCUUCUCCCGUUGGAGGAAGAGAGGGGGGUCUCUAGUCAAAUAUGUUGACAGUGAUACAAUUCCUUAAAAAUACAUUUGUCUAAUUGCUUUAUUGUGUAUAUGCUGUGGGAAUUAUUUUAUUUUGUUUUUG